AUGUCAGAAGAAUUAGCCAAUACUGUCUAUCUCGGGGGAAUUCCUGAAGAUGUGACUGUGGAAUAAAUCAAACACUUGUUUAUUACAUUUGGUGAAAUUAAAUCUGUAGAUUUGCCAAUAGAUAGUGAAACCUUAAAGAAUAGGGGAUUUGCAUUUAUAGAAUAUGAGGAUAUUGAGGAUGCUGAAGCUGCUAUUGAUAAUUACGAUGAGGGAGAAUUGUUUGGCAAGAUUGUAAAGGUCAAACCAGCCAAACCAUACAAACCGAAAUCAUUCUAUACCAAACCUGUUUGGCAUUCUGAAGAUUGGUAGAGGAAGAAUAAUGAGGAAUACACCUACAAGGAACGUGUGAGAAGAGAGAAGCAGAAAAAGAGGGAUGAGGAAGAAAGAAAAAAAGAGGAGGAGAAAGCCAAGAAGUAUCAGAAGAAAUAAUAAUGA
This is a messenger RNA of Paramecium tetraurelia, 435 nucleotides long. RefSeq lists its product as uncharacterized. NCBI's taxonomy places the organism in Eukaryota, Ciliophora, Oligohymenophorea, Peniculida, Parameciidae. The record is from RefSeq and is a predicted model, not a curated record. Gene Ontology annotation, molecular function: RNA binding. The transcript is spliced from 2 exons.